AUACAGUUGAAGUAGUCACUAAUUAUCGCUACAUAUAAGCAAUGUGUGCAAGAUCAAGGCUUCUUUAGGUCAUGAGAACUAAGUCUGAAGCAUGUUACUGGAUAUUUUAAAGUUCUUACUCUUUUUGGCCGCAUGUGAAGCUAUGACGAUGAAACAGAUUAAAAACACAGGAAAAAUGAUGAGAAAAUCCUGCCAGCCCAAGAACAACGUAGCAGACGAAAAAAUAGAUCCAUUAAAUGACGGUGUUUUCAUCGACGAGCCAGAAGUGAAAUGUUACAUGGCAUGUAUUAUGAAAAUGGCCAACACUAUAAAAAAUGGCAAAUUAAACUUCGAUGCGGCGUUGAAGCAGGUUGACUUGUUGCUGCCCGAAGAUCUGAAAGAACCCACGAAGGAGGCCAUGACUGCUUGCAGGAAAGUCCCGGACGCGUACAAGGACAUUUGCGACGCGUCAUUCCACGUCACUAAAUGCAUUUAUAAUCACAACCCGGCGAUAUUUUUUUUCCCAUAGUUACUGAAUAUACUUUAAUAAGGAUUAUUUUA
Molecule: messenger RNA, 540 nt
Organism: Plodia interpunctella (Indianmeal moth)
Lineage: Eukaryota; Metazoa; Arthropoda; Insecta; Lepidoptera; Pyralidae
Product: general odorant-binding protein 72
Exons: 5
Coding region: 92-508 (138 amino acids)
Biological process (GO): sensory perception of smell; olfactory behavior
Cellular component (GO): extracellular region
Molecular function (GO): odorant binding; dibutyl phthalate binding
Source: RefSeq, a predicted model, not a curated record